Molecule: messenger RNA, 664 nt
Organism: Chinchilla lanigera (long-tailed chinchilla)
Lineage: Eukaryota; Metazoa; Chordata; Mammalia; Rodentia; Chinchillidae
Product: prolyl-tRNA synthetase associated domain-containing protein 1
Exons: 2
Coding region: 20-535 (171 amino acids)
Molecular function (GO): aminoacyl-tRNA deacylase activity
Source: RefSeq, a predicted model, not a curated record
ACGGCGGCGUGCCUGCGAGAUGGCGGAGGCGGAGUUGCGGGCGGCCCUCGAGCAGCGCCUGGGCGCCCUGGCCAUCCGCACGGAGAUCGUGGAGCACCCUGAGGUGUUCACAGUUGAAGAAAUGAUGCCUCAUAUCCAGCAUCUGAAAGGAGCACAUAGUAAGAAUCUUUUUCUUAAAGACAAAAAGAAAAGAAGCUAUUGGUUGGUGACAGUUCUUCAUGAUAGACAAGUUAAUUUAAAUGAUCUUGCCAAGCACUUAGGUGUUGGGAGUGGAAAUCUGCGGUUUGCUGAUGAAACAGCCAUGCUAGAAAAACUAAAAGUUGGCCAAGGUUGUGCAACACCCCUGGCACUCUUCUGUGAUGAUGGAGAUGUGAAAUUUGUUUUGGAUUCUGCUUUUCUGGAAGGUGGACACAAGAAGGUAUACUUUCAUCCAAUGACUAAUACUGCCACCAUGGGAUUGAGUCCUGAAGACUUUCUCAGAUUUGUGAAGACAACAGGACAUGACCCCUUAAUAGUAAAUUUUGAUAAAAACUGAGCUGGUGGGGGGGUGUGUGGAAGGGUGGGUAGAGCUCAGUGUGAAUCCUUGCCUAGACAUGACCUAGCGAGACCCUAGGUUUGACCCCAGCAUCACAAUGGAAGAAAAAAAAACAAAAAAAAAAACCUA